Molecule: messenger RNA, 300 nt
Organism: Protopolystoma xenopodis
Lineage: Eukaryota; Metazoa; Platyhelminthes; Monogenea; Polystomatidea; Polystomatidae
Source: the annotation of a GenBank genome assembly
AUGCAGAAUCCGCUAAGCCACGCCCAAAUAGCUCAAUCAGAUUCAAAAUGCGCUACUUGCUUAGCCAACGAGCGUCUGUUGUGUAACCAGUUUAUCACAUCUUUUUGUCGUAUAUACACUGAGAGGGAGUCCACUGGGACCUCCAAGCUGUCCCAGUUCUUUUGGCGCUUCUUUCGAUUACGUUGUAAACGUGCUAGCGCUUCUUCUGUACGCCAGUUUUCAGAAAUCAUCAGUACUGGAUAUCAUUUCUAUGAUAAAUCAAAGCAGAGAAGUGAAGAUAACUGGCCAGCUCAUCUAUAA